GAGCCUGUCAUUCACCAGCCCAUCCCUGUACGACCUGGUCUGCCCACUCGGAAAAGCAGCGGACCCCUGGUAGUCCCUCGUGAUAGCUCAGCAGUCGGCCCUCUGGAACCCGACUUUGGUCCAGAUGAUGUACGGGCAAUGAGUCCCAGGCGAACAAGCGAGGACCUGGAUAGGAUGGGCAAGGAGGCCCGGGACGAGAUGAAGAGACACGCCAAGGCGUUGCAGGAUUCGCUGCUCACGAUUUUCAACCGUAUCGAGGCCGUACGCGAGGAGCACGACAAACUUGACAACAAUAACAAGUUUCUGCAAAAGUAUAUCGGCGACCUCAUGAGCACCAGCAAGAUUACAGCCUCGAGUAGCCGCAAGAAGUGA
Molecule: messenger RNA, 372 nt
Organism: Fusarium vanettenii 77-13-4
Lineage: Eukaryota; Fungi; Ascomycota; Sordariomycetes; Hypocreales; Nectriaceae
Exons: 2
Cellular component (GO): trans-Golgi network
Source: RefSeq, a predicted model, not a curated record